GGCACCGGCGGGGACCGAGCGGCGGCGGCGCGGGAGGCGGAGGUUGGGCUGCUCCGCGCCGGUUGCAGGCCGGGGUUGCUGCGGGCGGCGGGUCCCUCCCGGGGCCCCGGCACACGGCCCAUUCUGACGUCCUUCCUGCUGCCGCUCGCUGACACCGGGGCCAUGUGGGCCCUGCUGGCGCUCCUCUGCCUGAUGCCACCGGGCUCCUCGGCCACUGGGGCCCUGGCUGAGAUGCGACAGACCCCGCUGCCUGCCGGAGCCAGUGCCAGGGCCCAGCUCCCCUCCGCCGCCCAGGGAGCCCUGCCGAAAGCCCCUCUGAUGGCGUCGGAGCUGCCGGCCAGGGGCGCGGACCCUCUGCUCUCCCUCAACCUGGGCCUGAACUUCAAGAUCAAGGUGCGGAGCCAGGGCAGCUUCCGGCUGGCAGAUCCCAGCACCGAGCCAGCCCUCGCAGACCUUCCCCCGGCCGACACGGCGGACCCAAUCUCCUCCGCCAAUUUCCUGACGCCGGCAAACCGCUUCCUGGCCGAGCUGCCGCCUGGCGAAGCCCUGGCCGGCUCCUCCUCCACGCCCGGCUCGGGGUGGCUCGUGACCGGCUCCGCAGACGAGCCGUCGCCAGAUGCUUCCCACGGCCCCGGGAGCUGGGGCGAGACUGCUGGAGGCUGGGACGGCUCCCCGGUUCCCCAGUUUCGCAGCAGCCCUGGGGGCCACCCGCCGAGCACCACCCCCUUCGAGUCGCAGUUCCUGGAGCCAGUGCCCACGGCCCGGCUCUCCUUGUUCCGGCCUGUGCUGGGCUCCCAGCCCGAUGUGAUGCUGCCAGCUGCCAGACAGCCCACCCCUGCCAGCUCCCACCGAGGGCGCAGCAAGGGGCUGGAGUUCAAGAUCAACAUUGACCUGACGGCUGGGCUGGACCAGGAGGUGGGCGCGCCCCCCACCCACAUCCUGCCUGCCAGGGGGGGCAAGGGCCAGGGCACCAGGUGGAAGUACCCGCUGCUCCCCAGCCUGAAAGCAGGGAUCUCGGAGAUCGCCAGCAAGCUGGGCACCUCCAGUUUCUUUGGCCCUACGCUUCCCCCAGACUGGCACCAAGAGAGGAGGGGACCACAGGAGAGGAACAGCACAGAUGGCGUCUGGGACCAGCCCCAGGACACCAGCCCCUCCCUACCCCGUGCCACGGAGCCAGGCCCGGCCCCUGGCCCCUCUCCCGCCAGCGGGGGGGCACUGGCCACCUGGCCCAGAUGCACGCCAGAGGAGUGCGGCUCCCCCAGCCCUGAGCCCGAGGACCCCCCGGUGCCACACCUGCUGCCCUCCCGGCCCCUCUUCGUCACGCUGCACGCGGACUGGAACACGGCCAUGGCCAACUGGGGCCUGGCCUGGGAAGCCCACGUCUACGGGGCCGGCUCCCUCUUCAGCCUGCUGGCCCUGCUCUCCCUGCUGAGCCUGGCCUGCCUCCCCUUCCGCUGCCCGGCUGGCUGCACCUUCCUGGCCGCCCUCGACCUGCUGCUGCUGGUGGCUGGCGCCGCCCGGGCCUUCCUGCUCUUCUACGACGCCUACGGGCAGCAGGAGCGGCUGCCGGCCCUCGCCUCGCUGCUGCUGCACGACCUGCCCUUCCCUUGCUUCUCUUCCGCGCUGGCCGUCGCCUUCCUGCUGCUCUCCACCCGCUCCCGCGUCCAGCUCUCGCGCGCCCGCUUCCGGCACCCCGGCUGCCUGGCCGCCCUGGUGCUGCUGCACUUCUCCGUGGCCGUGGGCGCCGUCCUGGCCGCCGACCUGCUGCGCCAGUUCCCCUUCCUGCUGCUGGUCUCGCGGGGGGCCUUCGCCCUGCUGGCCGCCCUCCUCUCCCUCGCCUUCCUCGCCUUCUACUGCCUGGGGCGGGCGGACGCCAUGCAGAUCUACCACCUCCAGAGCUCCACGCCGCCCACCGAGCCCCUCAGCCGCUGCCCCUUCGCCGAUGCUGGCGACUGGAGCCGGGCAGCGCGCACCACCCUGCUUGCCGCCUGCUUCGCCCUGCUGAGCGCUGCCCUGCAGGCCUACGCCAUCCUCCACGCCCUGGGCUAUGGCCUGCCGCCGGGCUUCUUCGGGCCCUGGCCCUGGUGGUCGCUGCAGCUGGGCUGCCGGCUCUGCGAGGUGGGCACCGGGCUGCCCCUGGCCCUGGUAGGCCUGUACCCCGUGUUCUGCUCCCAUGAGCCCCCCUGCCUGCAUUGCUGCGGCGCGCUCUUCCGCGGCCCCGUGAAGGCCCCCAUCCUGGCCAACAACUUCCAGUGGGCCGUGGCGCAGCACGAGAAGCUGGUGAUGUGCGACACCAUCACCCGCAGCGACUCCGAGUUCCUGCCGCUCUACGCCCUGGCCGGGAGCCGCCCGAGUGCGGACGGGGCUGCGGGCUACUGCGGCGCCCACAGUCUGGGGGCUGCCAGGACCUCAGAGACGCGCCUCGAGGGCGGCUACGGCUCGAAAAGCUCCUCCGUCAUCAGCGUGGCCAUGGAUAGCGACCCCACCGCCGACUUCCAGCCCCCGUCGCCCAUCAACCUGCGGCGCAGCAUCGACGAGGCCCUGUUCAGCGAGGCCCUCAUCCCCGCCAGCUUCUUCCAGCCCGCCAGCGCCCUAGCCCAGUCCAGCACCCUGGCGCUCAGCCUCCAGAGCCCCGGCCUGCAGGAGCGCCAGGGGCUCCGGGAGACGCCGGCCAGCCGUGGCCUGUACCGGACGGCCUCCUGCACGGACCUGGAGGCGGCCCUGCCCCAGGGAGGGGAUGGGGUGGCGUCCCCAGAGGCGGGCGCUCCUGAUGCCGCCCUCUGCUCCCCGGGCAGGUGGAGGGGCAGCAGCUGCUGCUCCAGCUCCCGCUACGGACUCUCCCUGGACGGCUCCUCCCUGGUCCUGUGCCCCAGCCCGGAGCCAACCACCCACGCGUCUUCCUUUGCCUACGAGCCAAAGCUGCCCCGGGGCCAGAGCGAGAGCAGCCCCCGCCGGUCCCCCCCGCCGCCCGGGGGGCCGUACCUGCCCCUGGGCCAGCCCUCCCAGGAGUUGUUGGACUCUCUGGUCCUGCAGCCGCCGGCGGGCGACGUGGCUCUGCUACAGGAGGAGUUCCUGGACGUGUGCCGGCAGAUCGACGCACUCAGCAUCAGCAGCGACACCAUCGACCUGUAGGGAGAGGGGCCGCCCUGGCCCUGCUGCGGCCACCUACCCAGUGGGCCCGGCCUCGCAGGAGGAGCCAGGGCGGCCCUGAAACCCACAUCUCCCCCCAUGGUGCUAGGCGGGACGGGCCCUUCCCGCCUCCGGAGGGGGGUCCCCUCUGGUCAGAGCCAAUGCAUGGCCCAUGCACCCCAGCAGUGGGCGCUCACACCACACCAAUGUCCCGGGGGUCCCGCAAUGUCGUCCCCCCACCCGCGCAGUGCCCACACUGCAUUGCCCAUGUCCUCCCCCACGCCGGAGAGGGGGUGGGGGAGCCAGUGGCCGGCCAUAGGGGCCUGCAGCUCUAUGACGAGGAGAGGGCGCUUCCUGCUGGGCGAGAGAAGGGACUGCGGGCUCCCAACAGCCAGGGCCCACAGCUCCUUGGGAAGGGGGCCCAGCUCUUGCCCUGGCCCCCGGAAGUGGCUCAGUAGAGAUGCCCCAUGCCCGCUCCCCCCAUACACCUGCUGCUUAACACCCUCCUCCCCGGCUUCCUCCGGGUGGGCCUGGGCCCAGACUUUGACCCCUGUAUUAGCAAUGAGGUAGGCUCGUGGUUUGUACUCCAGACUCCAAAGCCCCCAGUGGCAGUGACAGGCCCCCGGGCGCGGGGGCCGGAAACUCCUCCCUCCUUUGCAUUAAUAAAGUAUUUUAUCAACAGGAGCAGCUGGGUCCUCGUCGGGCAGGAGCAGGGGGCGUUACAUGGAUAAACCUGCAAAGCCCCAGCCCCGUCCCGUUCCGAGUGUCUGAGUGAAACACAAGUGCCGCCAGGGAGAAAGGCAGGGAGCAGAGCUGGCCCAGGGACCCUGUCUGAAUGCCGUGGGCUGGGGACUGGCACAGGCAAGGGACACUGGCACAAUGCCUCGGGCCACACCCUCGGCAGGCGGCCGGUGUCGCUCCCCUGAAGCCAGCAGAGGCAGUGGAGGACGGGCCCUU
Messenger RNA from Dermochelys coriacea (leatherback sea turtle), 4086 nucleotides. RefSeq names its product proline rich transmembrane protein 4 (gene PRRT4). The record is from RefSeq and is a predicted model, not a curated record. NCBI's taxonomy places the organism in Eukaryota, Metazoa, Chordata, Testudines, Dermochelyidae. The transcript has 4 exons. The coding region runs from base 163 to 3132 and encodes 989 amino acids.